UGUUGUUUUCAGUUUCCAAACAAAUAAAGAAAAGACUUUAUUAUCAUCGAAUGCAGCAAAUUCGGAAUCAUGGAUCUGAAAUACAAUUCCUCUCGGAAGCAUGUAUCUAUCAGUGUACCUUCAAAAUCGCAAGCAAUGUCACCACAUAUAAAAUCCAUAGAUGAUGUAAUAGUCCUUGGAAUUAAUCUCAGCAAAUUUAACAAGCUUACUCAGUUUUUCAUUUGCGUUUUUGGAGUUUUUCUGUUUUAUCUUAUUUAUGGAUAUCUACAGGAACUGAUAUUUUCAGUGGAGGGGUUUAAGCCCUUUGGCUGGUACCUAACACUAGUGCAAUUUGGGUUUUAUUCUAUUUUCGGACUAGUAGAGUUGCAGCUUAUUCAGGACAAAAGGAGACGGAUCCCAGGCAAAACCUACAUGAUAAUAGCUUUUCUAACAGUGGGGACAAUGGGUUUAUCAAAUACCUCCUUAGGAUAUCUGAAUUAUCCUACACAAGUAAUCUUCAAGUGCUGUAAACUGAUCCCAGUUAUGAUAGGAGGAGUCUUUAUACAAGGAAAACGUUAUAAUAUUGCCGAUGUUUCUGCUGCAAUAUGUAUGAGCUUGGGCUUGAUAUGGUUUACUCUGGCUGAUAGCACAGUUGCACCAAAUUUCAACUUGACAGGUGUGGUCCUCAUUUCUCUUGCCCUCUGUGCAGACGCAGUAAUAGGAAAUGUACAGGAAAAAGCUAUGAAGUUGCACAAUGGAUCAAAUUCUGAAAUGGUUUUAUAUUCCUAUUCAAUAGGUUUCCUGUACAUUUUAUUGGGACUGACUUGCACUAAUGGCUUAACCCCUGCAGUAACAUUUUGUUCCAAGCAUCCAGUUCAGACAUACGGCUACGCAUUCUUGUUUUCCUUGACUGGGUAUUUUGGAAUCUCUUUUGUUCUGGCUUUGAUUAAAAUCUUUGGGGCUCUUUUGGCUGUAACAGUAACAACAGGAAGAAAAGCAAUGACAAUUGUACUUUCCUUUUUGUUUUUCACAAAGCCAUUCACAUUCCAGUAUGUGUGGUCGGGCUUAUUAGUUGUCCUGGGUAUAUUUCUCAAUGUUUACAGCAAGAAUAUGGAUAAAAUCAGACUGCCAUCUAUAUGCAGUAUCUGGAAAAAAUCAACUGAAGAAAGAAAGACAAGGACGUUGUCCCAGACUGUGUAGAGCAGUGGCUCGGGCCAUGCAUUGCACAUUAACACUUCUGUUAUUACAUUGCCAUAAUCUGGCUGAUUCAUUUUCCAAAGGGAAUGAUUCUAAAACCAAAGGAGCUGAAGGCCUUCUGUCCACUCGUGAAUGGCCAGAAGUGAACACCUCCACGAUGGCUGUCUCUACAGAGCUCAUGGACCUCUUCCUGUCGUGGGGAAACGCCAUUUGCUUAUGAAGGACUGCAGCUCUCAGUGACUGUCAGCAUCUUCCCUCCCAGUUGGGUGCAGAGGGAAGGGCAUAUGUGUGAUUAACUUGGGCAUUCCAGUCGUAUCAAAGAUGAUGACGAUGAUGAUGAAAUCAGUGGGUCCUUGUGUUUUAUUGUUGGCUUGGUUUAUUUAAAAGUAAUGUAUUUGACACUUAAUGGAAGCUGAUGAAAACCCAGUGGACUAAAUGGAAUGUUUAAACCUGCAAAGUUUAGAUGAUCAUGCCAUCACUUUUGUUUUUCAAUAAAUUUUUUUAAGUCUGUC
Molecule: messenger RNA, 1688 nt
Organism: Heteronotia binoei (common prickly gecko)
Lineage: Eukaryota; Metazoa; Chordata; Lepidosauria; Squamata; Gekkonidae
Gene: SLC35B3
Product: solute carrier family 35 member B3
Exons: 9
Coding region: 70-1179 (369 amino acids)
Biological process (GO): transmembrane transport
Cellular component (GO): Golgi membrane; endoplasmic reticulum membrane
Molecular function (GO): 3'-phosphoadenosine 5'-phosphosulfate transmembrane transporter activity
Source: RefSeq, a predicted model, not a curated record